Messenger RNA from Vigna angularis (adzuki bean), 3288 nucleotides. RefSeq lists its product as uncharacterized. The transcript is spliced from 22 exons. Lineage: Eukaryota; Viridiplantae; Streptophyta; Magnoliopsida; Fabales; Fabaceae. The record is from RefSeq and is a predicted model, not a curated record. Gene Ontology annotation, molecular function: mismatched DNA binding; ATP-dependent DNA damage sensor activity; endonuclease activity. Bases 123 to 2498 code for a protein of 791 amino acids. Gene Ontology annotation, biological process: mismatch repair; negative regulation of DNA recombination.
UUGUUGUAAUGAGUAAUCCUGCUCUAACUGUUGUGGUGUUGCUUCCUCUGCUCAUCCUCUCAGCACCAUUGCUGUGCAAUCUUUAGAACCCAAUUGUUCGAAGAAAUACCCUUGACAUAAAAAUGCUAUCUUUCGCAAUAACCAUACCUGUUGUUCCAGUAAUCACCAUUAACAAAUGGAAGCAGAGACAUCUGCAAAGGCUAAGGCAAAGGGUUUCAGCUUCUAUUCACCAUGACAGCCUCAGAGUCCUCGAAUGGGACAAGCUUUGCGAUGUAGUCGCUUCCUUCGCCACCACUUCUUUGGGUCGUCAGGCCCUCAAGGACCAGCUAUGGUCUCUGAAUCAAACUUUCGAAGAAAGUCUUGCCCUUCUCGAGGAAACCAAUGCUGCUGUUGAAAUGCACAGGCAUGGCACUCUCAGAUUGCACUUGGGGCACCUUGAUGCUAUGCUGGUCAAAACCGCCAUUCAACAUGCCCGGAGAAGUACACCAGUGAGUGGCAGUGAGGCACGGGCCAUUGUCACUCUUCUGCAGUGUGCUGAAAUUUUGCAGGGUGAUCUCAAGGCUGCAAUUAAGGAAGACAAAGAUUGGCAUGGUCGUUUCAUGCCUCUUACAGAACUGAUAUUGGAAUUUGUCAUCAAUCGGUCCUUAAUUAAAGUGAUAGAGCAAGUUGUUGAUGAAGAUGGAUCUAUUAAGGACUCUGCGAGUCCAGCCCUUAAACAUUCGCGACAACAAGUGCAAGUGAUAGAGAGAAAGGUAAAACAGCUAAUAGAGAACAUAAUCAGGAGUGAAAGGAGUGAAACCUCAAUUCUUGAAAUGAAUAAUGUAGAUGGCAGGUGGUGCAUAAAAGUUGAUUCUAGACAAAAGACAAGUUUUAAGGGUCUAUUAUUGUCCAGUGGAUCAGGAAUUGGAAGUACUAUAGAGCCACUUUCUGUUGUGCCUUUAAAUGAUGAGUUGCAGCGAGCAAGAAGUUCAGUGGAAAAGGCUGAAGCAGAUGUGCUUUUGACAUUAACCAAAAAGAUGCAGUUGGACGUUGAAGAUAUUGAAAAGAUAUUGAACAGUUUGGUUCAACUAGAUGUGAUUAAUGCUCGUGCUACUUAUGGACUUUCAUUUGGAGGGUCAAGUCCGCAUAUAUUUUUGCCAGACAGGAGCAGCGCUUCUACUACAGAUGCCUUCUCAAGGAGGAAUGAAAAUUCCUAUGGACCAUUACCCAAAAAAAGGGAAUGGAAGUUGUAUCUUUUAAAAGCUUAUCAUCCUCUUUUGCUCCAUAGGCAUAGGGAGAAUUUGCGGAAGACCAAAAAGGACGUCAAUCUUGCUACAUCAGAUGGCACAGACAAUGCCCUACCAGUAGCAGUUGAUUUUUUGGUGUCUAAGAAAACUCGUGUUAUAGUUAUAACUGGUCCUAAUACUGGUGGUAAAACCAUAUGUUUGAAGACUGUAGGAUUGGCUGCUAUGAUGGCAAAAUCAGGUCUCUAUGUUCUUGCUUCAGAAUCUGCAAAAAUUCCUUGGUUUGAUUCUGUUUUUGCUGACAUUGGUGAUGAGCAGUCCUUAUCACAAUCUUUGUCUACGUUCUCUGGCCAUUUAAAGCAGAUAAGUCAUAUUAAAUUACAGGCAACGAGCCAAUCGCUAGUGCUACUUGAUGAGGUUGGUGCAGGAACAAACCCUCUUGAAGGAGCAGCGCUAGGAAUGUCAUUGUUGGAAUCUUUUGCUCAUGAUAGUUGUUUGUUAACUAUGGCAACGACUCAUCAUGGUGAAUUAAAAACUCUAAAAUACAGUGAUGAAGCCUUUGAAAAUGCAUGUAUGGAGUUUGAUGAAGUGAAUUUGAAGCCAACUUACAAGAUUCUGUGGGGUGUUCCAGGGCGCUCAAAUGCAAUAAAUAUAGCUGAGAGGUUGGGACUACCAUCUGUUGUUGUAGAUACUGCUCGUAAGUUAUAUGGUUCUGCUAGUGCAGAGAUAGAUGAGGUAAUAACUGAUAUGGAAAGGUUGAAACAAAAUUACCAAGAGCUGAUGGAUGAAGCGCGUAAUUAUCUGAUGCACUCCAGAGGACUUUACAAUAGUCUAUUGAACACCAGAAGGAAGAUUGUGAAACAUAGUACUGAUAUACAAUUAAAGAAGAUGAGAGAUGUAUCUGAGGCUGCGGCAAUGGCAAGAUCCAUCCUUCACAAGAAAGUGAGGGAGUUGGAUGUAUCAGCUAAGCAACCUCCACAGAACAUUAAAACUAUUAGCAGCUCUCAUUUAUCAGCAACCAACAAAAGCCAAACUGCAGCAAAUAACAGAGAAUCUGUUGUUGCUGAUAGAAAUACAGCUGCCGUAAAAGUUUUUAGUCAAUCAUCAUCAGGUUCAGAUAAAUCUAAGCCUCCCAAGGUUGGUGAUAGUGUUCAUAUCUCUUCCCUUGGGAAAAAAGUGACGGUUUUAGAAGUAGAUUCAUCCAAAGGAGAAAUUGUAGUUCAAGCUGGAAUCAUGAAGUUGAAGCUGAAACUAACUGACGUUCAGAGAUCAUAGAAGUAGGGAAACCAUGACCAAUGUCAUAAAUGAGGAAAAUGUGCAUUGAAAGUGCUAUCAUACGAUGUGGCGUUGGAGGAAAAAAAGGUGGGGGGAUUUUCAAUAUCAGAAACUUCAGUUCCUAGAUUUAGCCGGAUGUGUCAAACAAUACAGUUUUGCAAUGUCAUCAGCUGUGCAAAUAGUUGGCGUGCUAAUUAUGCAAGACUGUGAAAUAAAGAAGAAAACAAGCUAUUCAGUUGAAGUUGUGAACAUCACAUGGUGCUUGCUUGGUGGAAAGAACAGUGACAGGUAUUCAUAGAAAACAAAAAGGCCUUUUUUGACACUGAUGGAGAUGGAAUGUCCCUACUCUCUUGAAGAAGAUUCUACCGGAUUCCAAUUAUGUGAUUGGAUUCCUUUAACUGAAAAAACACCUUCCACGCCCUCCUUACAAAAUCAAUUUCUGAAAGGGGAUCAUGGCGUGACUGUAGAAACGCUUUUUUAUCUGCUAUAGUACAAUGGCGAUAACCAAGUCAGAAUCUAGGAUCUUGUACAAAUCAUCUCGAUUCCCCAACCACUAGCCCCACCCUUGUGGCUUAGAAAGAUUGAGUGUGGUAAAAACACAAGGUUGAUGUACAAAACUAGUUUUCUUUUUUCCAACACAGUUUUGUGUAGGGUGUUUGUUUCUGCAUCAAAAUGUAUGAAAUGCAGUUUUUUUCAUAAGCAACCUAGUGAAGUUUCUUUUUGUUCUUUUUAAGAAAUAGAAGUGAUUUUACCUUCUCAAAUGCAUGUCCAAACACAUGUAAUUAUUGUA